This is a messenger RNA of Anoplopoma fimbria (sablefish), 1353 nucleotides long. It is a transcript of the gene sp8b, whose product is annotated as sp8 transcription factor b. The coding region runs from base 1 to 1353 and encodes 450 amino acids. The transcript has 2 exons. NCBI's taxonomy places the organism in Eukaryota, Metazoa, Chordata, Actinopteri, Perciformes, Anoplopomatidae. The record is from RefSeq and is a predicted model, not a curated record. Gene Ontology annotation, biological process: regulation of transcription by RNA polymerase II. Gene Ontology annotation, molecular function: RNA polymerase II cis-regulatory region sequence-specific DNA binding; DNA-binding transcription factor activity, RNA polymerase II-specific.
AUGGCAACUUCACUUCUAGGGGAGGAGCCGAGAUUAGGAUCGACUCCUUUAGCCAUGUUAGCAGCCACAUGUAAUAAAAUAGGGAGUCCGAGCCCUUCACCGUCGGCAGUUUCGGAUAACUCCUCAUCGUUUGGGAAAGGCUUCCAUCCCUGGAAAAGAGCCUCUGCCAGCAGCUGCAGCCUCGGAUCCGGCCUGUCCGGCUUCGGGGUGUCCCGCAAUGGAUCCGGCAUCUCGGACUCCUUCGGCACCAACACCUCCACGGGCUCCAGCGCCUUCUCCCUCACGUCUGGUGCCUCCGGGUCGCACUUUGGGAACGAUUAUUCGGUGUUCCAGGCGUCGGUGUCGGGCAGCUCUCAAGAAAGCAGCCACCAGCCGGUCUUCAUCUCCAAGGUGCACACCUCCGUGGACAGCCUGCAGGGCAUAUACCCGAGGAUGAGCGUGGCGCAUCCCUACGACACCUGGUUCAAGUCGUCUCAUCCAGGUAUCCCGACAGGUGAGGUCGGAACCGCCGGAGCCUCUGCGUGGUGGGAUGUUGGACCGGGGUGGAUUGACGUCCAGAACCCUAAUGGAGCAGCACUACAGACCUCCUUGCACUCAGGUGGACUGCAGGGCUCCUUGCACUCUCCUCUGGGCGGAUAUAAUUCUGAUUACUCCACUUUAAGUCACUCUGCCUUCAGCUCGAGUCCCUCUCCUCACCUGUUGACAACCGGGCAGCACCUGAUGGACGGGUUCAAGCCGGUGUUGUCUUCUUACCCGGACACGACCCCGUCUCCGUUGGCCGGGGCCGGGGGCACCAUGCUCUCCGGGGGUCCACCUGCAUCCUUAGCCGGGUCUCCCAGGUCCUCUGCCCGGCGGUACUCAGGUAGAGCCACCUGCGACUGUCCAAACUGCCAGGAGGCGGAGAGACUGGGACCGGCUGGAGCCAGCCUCCGGAGGAAGGGUCUCCACAGCUGUCACAUCCCCGGCUGUGGGAAGGUUUACGGGAAAACGUCGCACCUGAAGGCUCACCUGAGGUGGCACACCGGGGAGAGGCCGUUUGUGUGCAACUGGCUCUUCUGUGGGAAGAGGUUCACGCGCUCCGACGAGCUGCAACGACAUUUACGCACACACACCGGGGAGAAGAGGUUCGCCUGUCCGGUGUGCAACAAGAGGUUUAUGAGGAGCGACCACCUGAGCAAACAUGUAAAAACUCACAGUGCAGGAGGAUCCGCCGGCUCUGGCUCCGGUGGCAGUGGAGGGAAGAGGGGGAGUGAUACCGACAGCGAGCACAGUGCACCGGGGAGCCCUCCGUGCCAUUCCCCAGACCUGCUGCACCCACCUGAGUCCACCCAGGGAGUCAUGAACGGCCUCUAA